Molecule: messenger RNA, 2212 nt
Organism: Wyeomyia smithii (pitcher-plant mosquito)
Lineage: Eukaryota; Metazoa; Arthropoda; Insecta; Diptera; Culicidae
Product: PR domain zinc finger protein 15-like
Exons: 2
Coding region: 71-1936 (621 amino acids)
Cellular component (GO): nucleus
Molecular function (GO): zinc ion binding
Source: RefSeq, a predicted model, not a curated record
CUACGAAGUCAACACGGAUUCGAUGGUUCCGAAAAUGAAAACAUAGUCGACGUCGUUGAAAAUUCUAAAAAUGAACAGUUGUCGUUUGUGUUUAAAAAAUUUCCUUCCGUCGCAGAAGCACUUGGAUAUUCACACACUGAAGGACAAACUGCAAUUAGUGUUUUCAUUUGAGAUCAAUACUGAUGAACAAUUUUCUGAGUUUGUUUGCCCAGCCUGUGUCGCGACGGUUUCCCUGUUCUACAAAUAUGCCUACGAAGUACAACAGAAUCAGCUUAAGCUUCGUAAUGCAGUUCAGGGUGAGUUUAUGGAGCUGAGAACAUCUCCAGCCGUUCUAAAACACGAGCAAAACUUCACCCUGGUGUCGGAUAUAAAAGUAGAGCCCACAAAUAAAACACCAGUGCUUCAGAAACCGAUUCUCGAAGCGGAAACAUUAUCAUCGUCUGCGGAACAGCGAAUGGAACUUGCCUUUGGCUCAAUAUUAACAGAUUUCAGCCGUGAUUUGGAAGGAUAUGAGCCUUUACCAAACAUGCAACUGGCAUUCAAAGGUGAUCCUUAUGAAAAGCAGAAGUUGUACGAUAUCCAGGACUAUUUGAUGCAAACUUAUUUUAGUCUGAACUGCGAAAUAUGCAGCACCCAACUGGUCAACCAGAGAGACCGUCGACUCCAUUUUAGUCAGAAUCAUCCGAACGAAAAACAUUUCGUAUCCUGCUGCAAUCAACGUUUUCUAACCAGGAUUAGUAUAAUGCGUCAUAUGAAUCGGCACUUGAAACGUGUAAUUGAAAGCAAUGCAACCGUGAAGCAUGUCAAAAGUUGCACGCAAGGCUCGGCGGAAGCAAUGGAAACUGUGUACGAUUGGCCUUAUUUGGAAAACAAGAGGGAAAUUCAUUCUACGUACAGUUUAUUGAUAAAAGAAUACCGCGACGAGUUGAUUGCUGGAGGUUUCAAUAUCCCAUUUAAACUGCCAGAAAAAGUAUUCGAGCGCGAACAACAGCUAAUACACCAGAUGCAAGACUUUCUGAUUGCAAAGCAUGCCUGCUUGAACUGUGAAUUGUGUGGAAUUCAUAUUCAAACCUAUCUGGAACGGCAAGAACAUUUUCGUACUAAUCAUCCCGAACAAGUGUUUUUCGUUAAGUGCUGUGGCAGUAAAUUUUGUAAACGCUAUGAUAUUUGUCUACACUUAAUACGUCACAAAAAAGGAUUACCCGUCAAAUCAGCUCGCGGACUUCGUCAUGUCCCAGCAGGUACGCAUGGAAGUGAAAAUGUACUUAUAGAAGCUUACUAUAAAAUGGACUGUGAACUUUGCGAUUACACUGGUAAUUCUUAUUUGGGAUUGAGGACUCACUUUUCGCUCGUACAUAAGGAUGAAGCGUUCUUCAUAACAUGUUGUAAUAGGCGUUUUCGAACAAGAAGUUACAUUUUAGAGCACAUCGCGAGCCACAAAACACCCAACGCAGUGAAAUGUGAACAAUGUCAACAAACUUUCGCAAACGAUCGAUCUCUUAAAGGUCAUAUGAUUCUAAAACACGUCAGCGAGGAGAAAAAGCUGUUUCGGUGUGAUCACUGCUCGGAGGCGUUUGCAACCAAGCACCUGCUAGUGAUACACUGCUAUAAGCAUGAACAGGCAACAUGUGACAUAUGCGGGCUGGAAAUGAAACGCAGCACAAUACGAGUGCACAAGGUCAACGUCCAUAAGAUGGGAGAGGAAAUUGUUUGUCAUGUGUGCGCUAGGGUGUACUAUUCUAAAUACAUGUUCAACAAACACUUCCGUACUUCCCAUCUGAAAAUCCGUAAGAAGUAUAAUAAUAAACGUAGGAAAUCACGUGCCAAGAAGAAGUUACCCGUCGUGGAUGAGUGUCAAGAAACGGCAACCGCGGUCUACACAAUCAAUGCUGACGAUUUAGCUUCUUUGGUAGUUCUGCAAAGAAAUCCACAAUGAUUAGCACCAGGUUACAUGAAAAAAUUGUUUCCUCUACGAUAGAAAGGAGGGAAAUAAAUUAUGUCAAGACAUAACAAAAAAUUUUAAACUAAAAUAAAUCCAUAAAAUGCUGUAAAACGCAUAUUUUGCCUUAUCACGCUAUCAGUACCAGGUACCAAUAGACAAACACACAGACAAACAGACGUUCCACUCGAUGACGAUUUCAUCGACCAGAAAAAUAACGAUAAUUUUGGAAUUUUGUUAAGUGGCAAUAAUGCCGCUAGUGUCGUUAUAAGC